AUGUCUUCCACAUCAACGACAUUGGGACACAUCCAGCGGAGGAUGAAAAGAUGGAAUAAGAAUAAGAAUAAGGGCGAGCGAAGAAUUGAAGUAGAUACAAACACAUUGAAACCUGUUGUUUCAGAAGAGGGAUCAACGAGCACAGUAGCGCCGAGCAACAAGCCAAAGUUCCUCACCAACUGGAUAUCAACGACAAAAUAUACAAUCAUUACAUUCCUUCCAAAGAAUCUAUUCGAGCAGUUCCGAAGAGUUGCAAACCUUUAUUUCCUUGUAAUCUUGAUCAUUUCAUAUACACCAGUGUCUCCUGUUGCGCCAGGACCAAGCACGAUAAACCUAGGAAUCGUCCUUCUAAUCAACGCCUGUAAAGAGGCCUACGAGGACUUUCGCCGAUAUCAAUCAGACAAGAGAAUUAAUAGUCAGGUGACAAGAGUUGUCCGCGAUGGACAACUGAUAGAACGUUUGUGGAAGGAUUUACAGGUUGGCGAUGUUGUAAAGGUACAGAAUGAGGAACAGUUCCCGGCCGACCUGGUACUGUUGUCUUCGUCAUCCGAUUCACCCGGUCUCUGCUACAUUGAGACCUCCAACCUGGACGGCGAGACCAAUCUCAAGACCAAACAAUCACUCAUCGAGACAAAUGCUCUACAAUCACAGCAACACUUCACCGACUGCAAACUGUUGGUCGAGUGCGAGCAGCCCUCUCACAUCCUUCACAAGUUUGAUGGACGUAUCUCCAUGAACAGCAACGAGCCACUUCCACUCAAUGCCGAGCAACUCCUCAUUAGAGGCACACAACUGAUGAACACCAAAUGGGUAUAUGGUAUCGUGGCAUACACUGGACAUGAGACAAAGUACAUGCUAAACACAAUGGCCACUCCAACCAAGAAGAGCAAGCUUGAGCGCGAGAUGAACAGGAUCUUGUUGAUGGUACUGUUCGCAGAGAUCAUGUUGUGUUUGUCAUCGGCAAUAGUCGGUAUGUUCUACGAGAAGCGACAUGGCAAGUCGGUGUUCCUGCAUUUGGGCCAUCGCUACGGCUACCAGGCCGUACAGAAGUUCUUCACAUUCGUCGUGCUCUACUCGACCAUCGUGCCCAUCUCAUUGUACGUCACGAUGGAGAUCGUGCGCGUCUUCCAGAUAUUCUUUAUCAAUCGCGACAAGAAGAUGUACCAUCAGGACACCAACCAGUUUGGCAUGGCGCGUACCUCCAACCUGAACGAGGAGCUUGGCCAAGUCGAGUACAUCUUCUCUGACAAGACCGGUACACUGACCCGUAACGAAAUGGAGUUCAAGGUGUGCAGCAUUGGCGGGCGAGUAUUUGGCAAUGAGAUAUGCAACAAUGAUGGAGACGACCUUCCAUUCCAACAAAAGACUGGUGCAAGCGAUAUUGAACUAAAGGAGUUCAACCGAUCAUAUGGUAACCUUGCAGAAAAGGUUAACAUUGACUUUACAGUGUCCGAGAACCUUGAGUUCUUCAUUGCAAUGGCACUGUGUCAUACAGUAAUCCCCGAGCAAGAAGAGAAUGGAACAAUCAAGUAUUCAUCAUCUUCACCUGAUGAGAUUGCAUUGGUAAAUGCAGCGGCAACAUUUGGAAUCAAGUUCAACAGUCGUACACCUAUAGCUAUUGGUAUUAUGGUCAAUGGCGAGGAGAUAGUCUAUCAGCUGCUGAAUGUCAUUGAGUUCUCAAGCGACAGAAAGAGGAUGUCUGUGAUUGUUAGAGAUCCAUUGACACAGGAGAUCGUGCUCUAUUGCAAGGGAGCCGACUCGUCUAUAUUGCCACAUGUCAUCGAGACACAGGACAAAGAGGUACUGCGACUCAGCGAGGAGAGCUUGAAGCGCUUCUCAUGCACCGGACUAAGAACCCUGUGCAUUGCCAAGAAGAUUAUCCCCGAGGCUGAGUACGAGCAGUGGAACCUCCUGUACAAGAAGGCCAGCUUGGAGAUUGACAACCGUCUCGAGAAGGUUGGACUUGUGUCCCAGAUGAUCGAGGGCACAUGGACACUCAUGGGCGUCACAGGCAUUGAGGACAAGUUGCAGUACAAUGUGCCUUCGACCAUCACUACGCUGUCCAAGGCUAACAUCAAGAUCUGGAUGCUCACAGGCGACAAGCAAGAGACAGCGAUCAACAUUGGUAUCUCGUGCAAGUUGCUCACAGGCUUGGAGAUCCUGUUGUUGAACGAAGCGACGACGACCGACCUGCAGAGGACGAUCGUCUCACACAUCCAGCGCAUCCAGGACGAGAAGAAGAUCAACCCAAAGAGCGAGUUUGCCGUGGUCAUCGAUGGUGCCACACUGGCACUGGCCAUCACCAGAGAGGUCGAGCAGCUAUUCUACGACUUGACAUGUCUGUGCAGCUCGGUGAUCUGUUGCCGUGUGACGCCCUUCCAAAAGAGCGAGGUGGUGCGCAUCGUCAAGGAUCGCACGACAUCAAUCACCCUGGCCAUUGGCGAUGGCGCCAACGACGUCAGCAUGAUCCAGAAGGCGCACAUUGGAGUUGGAGUCAGCGGCAAGGAGGGUCGACAGGCGGUGUUGGCCAGUGACUUUGCCAUCGCGCAAUUCAGGUUCCUCGAGCGAUUGGUGCUGGUUCACGGACGAUAUAAUUAUAAGAGAUUAUGUGUCCUGAUCUGCUACUUCUUCUUCAAGAACCUGGUGUGCUCGCUGCUCCAAUUCUGGUUCUCCACCAAGAACCAGUUCUCUGGCCAAUCACUCUACGAUGGAGCCAACAUCCUUGGCUACAACCUCAUCUUCACAUCGCUGCCCAUCAUCGUCAUUGGUGUCCUCGAGAAAGACAUUAACUCAUCAUACCUCCGAAGAUUCCCAUCACUCUACCGAGAGUGUCAGAUGGGUAAAUGCUUCAAUCAUCGCGUAUUCUGGUCAUGGAUUGCCCUUGGCAUUUAUUCAUCGGCCAUCAUAUAUUUCUUCUCUGCCGUACUCUUUGGUGAUACUCCAACUGGCCGUGAUGGAAGGACAGGAGGACUCUACCAGACCAGUGCAGCAGCCUUCACAUUCAUGGUGUUCAUCGUCAACCUCAGACUAUGUCUUGUCAUCAAUUCAUGGACAAUACUUCACCAUGUAUCGAUAUGGGGAUCACUGAUCGUAUAUUGGUUCCUCGAAUGCCUUUACAGUUAUAUUUAUAUACCUUACACAUCAUACUUUUAUUUAAUAUUCUUGGAUGCCAUCAGAGAGCCCAUAUUCUUCAUCGCGCUCACUAUUACAGUGAUCGCAGCACUUGGACCAGCCUACUUUGUGACCGCUGUAUAUAGGAACAUGUUCACACAACCACUUCACAUCGCUCAAGAGAUACAACGAGAGGAGAAGAAAGACCUUCGCCAGAAACUACAAUACCUCAGAGCUGUCAAUACCCCUUGUUGA
Molecule: messenger RNA, 3366 nt
Organism: Acytostelium subglobosum LB1
Lineage: Eukaryota; Evosea; Eumycetozoa; Acytosteliales; Acytosteliaceae
Exons: 8
Coding region: 1-3366 (1121 amino acids)
Biological process (GO): phospholipid translocation
Cellular component (GO): plasma membrane
Molecular function (GO): ATP hydrolysis activity; ATP binding; ATPase-coupled intramembrane lipid carrier activity
Source: RefSeq, a predicted model, not a curated record